Messenger RNA from Notolabrus celidotus (New Zealand spotty), 1818 nucleotides. RefSeq names its product butyrophilin subfamily 2 member A1-like. The record is from RefSeq and is a predicted model, not a curated record. The transcript is spliced from 6 exons. Bases 80 to 1528 code for a protein of 482 amino acids. NCBI's taxonomy places the organism in Eukaryota, Metazoa, Chordata, Actinopteri, Labriformes, Labridae.
AUGUGACGUGUGCUGGACUUUGAUAGUGAGGGUUCAUUUCUCUCCGUCUGCAUGAGUUGAACCAGCCAACAGUUCAAGGAUGGUUCGUUUGAAGGAUGGAUAUCCCGCCACGCUUCAGCAAGGAGCUUUCAGGGUUUUCCAUGGAACUGUUGUCUUUCUUUUCCUUACACAGACUUGUGCAGGUCAGUCUCUGGUCGUUACACCAUCACAGCCAGUGGUGGCGAUACUUGGUGAGGACGUCAUAUUACCAUGCCAUCUGGAACCUGCUGAGGAUGCCACUGGAAUGACUGUGGAGUGGAGGAGACCUGACUUGAAUCCCAGAUUUGUGUAUGUUUGGCGAGACGGCGUGGAACUAGACACCAAAAAACACCCGUCCUUUGCGGGGAGGACUUCAGUGUCCACCAGCAAACUCAGACAUGGAGACGUUUCCCUGAAACUCCAGAGAGUACAACUCUCUGAUGAAGGGAAAUACGGAUGCUACAACCCAACACCGAACAAGGAAGCUACUGUUCAACUUGUGGUUGGUGCCGUGUCGUGCCUCGCCAUCAGCCUCACGCAGGAGGAUAAUGAUGGGGUGGUUCUACAGUGUGAGUCUAAAGGCUGGUAUCCAGAGCCUGAGGUGUUGUGGCUGGAUGAUAAGGCAAAGCCUGUCUCUGCUGGACCUACAGAGACCUUCAGAGGUCCUGAUGGUCUCUAUACCGUCAGCAGCAGAGUGACUGUGGAGAGGAGACAGAGCUACAACUUCACCUGUAGAGUCCAUCAGAGGAACACCAGCCAGACCAGAGAGACAUAUUUCCAUAUCCCAGAUGACUUCUUCAGCGCUCAGUGUUCCUCUACUACACCGAUCAUACUCAGCUGUGUUGUAGCUUUAACAUCUAUAUUUGCAGUUGUCCUUGCUGUGUGUUUCUGUAAGCAGAAAAAGAAGUAUGACUCUCUGCAGUUGAAGAAGAACAGAAAAACAACUGUGAGUUACAACAAGGAACAACAAUCAUUGAUGGAAGAGGAGACAGAAACACCGCAGGACUCUGAAAAGAACAAAAAGAUCAAGGAAUUGGACGAGAUCAAAGUCGAAAUUGAUGGAAAGUUAAAGGAAAUGCUCAGAAAACGCGGAGAUGUAGUAGAAAAGGUUAGUUUAUUCAUGAAUUACAAGAAGGAUGUAGAAGACGAGAUAAAACGCUUUAAAGUGGAGCUUCAGGAUGUCCAGAGUCAGAUCAAUAAUAAACAAGGUUGGCUCCGAGGAGUUAAACAGACAGUAGAUACUGCAGUAACAAACCAAAUGGAUUUUAUGAACCAAGUAGAUCCCAAAACAAAACUUGAAACAGUAAAGACAGAGCUUCAGGAAAGAGAAGUUGUUCUGAAGUGGAUAUUGCAUGAGGUUGAUAAGUUGACAUUGAAGAACACUGAUUGGAACUGUCAGAUAGAAAUCAUAAACGAACAACUGGAGGAGAUAAAGAAGCAGAGAAAUGAAAUGAACACUGAACCCACUUCAGACAAUUCAGAGACGUACAUUCUGGAGGAGACGCCCUAGAUGCUGGGACACUGCACCUGAAGAGGCUUUUCAGUCUUAUCCUGACUUUGGACUCUUUAUUUUAAAACGUGUUGUCGCUUGUUUUCUACUGUUGAAUUUGAUAUGAUGUACAGCUUGAGCAAAGAGUCAGAGUCUUAAUGAUUUGAAGAAGUUCCAGUUGUUCUUUUUUAACUUUUAUUCAUAACAGUUUUAUUUUAUUAUACAAAUACAGAAUUUUAAUGUUUCACAUUUUUCUUACGAUGUAUGUUUUAUACCACACUCCUGCUUUGUUGAUGCUCUGGCUUUUUAUC